UCAUAAUUAACUACAAAAUCAGUCUUUAACCAUUCAAGACAUGCAUCACUGCUCUAACAAAAUGGCUUCAUCCCCUGACAAAAUCUCUCCAGAACUCCCUGUAGUCCUGAUUCUUAAACCCCCGGAGGUUUUCAAGGUCCACGAGGAACUUUUCUGCCAGAGAUUCCAUUUUCUACGAGCCUGGGAAUCCACACUUCCCACUGACCAGUUCCUUACUACUUAUGCUCAGUCCAUUCAAGCACUCUUCUGUAACUCUUUUACUCCCAUUCCUGCUCAUGUCAUCCGUCUGCUUCCUUCACUUCGUCUUAUAGUUACUAGCAGUGUUGGCGUCAACCACAUUGAUCUCCACGAGUGUCGGAGGCAGGGGAUCAAGGUGGCUAAUAUUGCUAAGGUAUUUACAGAUGAUGUUGCAGAUAUUGCAGUGGGGUUAUUGAUUGAUGUGCUUAGGAAAGUGAGUGCUGGUGAUCAGUAUGUUCGUUCUGGUUCUCGAAUUUGGUCUGAUUUUCCUCUCGGUUAUAAGUUGGGAGGCAAACGAGUCGGGAUUGUUGGACUAGGAAGUAUAGGCCUGGAAGUCGCGAAAAGGCUUGAAGCAUUUGGUUGCAUUGUCUCAUACAACUCGAGGAUGAAGAAACCCUCGGUUCCAUUCCUACAUUAUGCCAAUGUCUGUGAACUAGCUUUAAAUUCUGAUGUACUCAUCAUUUGUUGUUCAUUGACAGAACAAACCUACCACAUGAUUAAUAGAGAGGUCCUGUCAGCUCUGGGGAAGCACGGGUUCAUUGUAAAUAUAGCACGAGGGAGUAUCGUUGAUGAGAAAGAGCUGGUGCGGUGUUUAGUGCAAGGAGAGAUUGGUGGUGCUGGUCUUGAUGUGUUCGCUGAUGAGCCUAAUGUUCCGGAUGAUUUGUUUGAACUGGAGAAUGUUGUUCUGUCACCACACCGCGGUGUCUUUACAGAUGAAACUAUGUGGGAAUGCUAUGAGCUUGUUUCAGGGAACUUGGAAGCUUUUUUCUCUAAUAAGCCCUUACUGACUAUGGUCCACAAUGAUGACUGAAUUGAUUAGAGCUGUUCACGAACCGAGCCGAGCCGAGUUUUGACCGAACCGAGCCGAGCUUUAAUUUUUUUUCUGACGAGCCGAGCCGAGCUUUUUAAUCGAACAAAAAUUGUGUUCAAGCUCGGCUCGUUAACUAACGAGCCGAACACGAGCUUGUUCGCGAACAAAUACGAGCCGAGCCGAGUCGAGUCGAGUCGAGCCGAGCCAGAAAAAAAUAAGGACAAACCGCUAGUUGACUCUUAAAAUAGCUAACCUAAUAAUUUUAAUUUUUUUUGAAACUUUGUUUAUAUCACUAAAAUGUAUAUAUGUUAACAUCCAUACAGUUGGAUCGGUAAAAAAUAUUUUUUAAAAUAUUGAAACACUAAAUUAGGAUUAAACACUAGUUAGCGGUACUAGUCAAACUUCUACUUGCCUGUUAAAAACCAAAUAAAAUUAUUAUUUCCUA
Molecule: messenger RNA, 1493 nt
Organism: Daucus carota subsp. sativus
Lineage: Eukaryota; Viridiplantae; Streptophyta; Magnoliopsida; Apiales; Apiaceae
Product: glyoxylate/hydroxypyruvate reductase HPR3-like
Exons: 2
Coding region: 41-1048 (335 amino acids)
Cellular component (GO): cytosol
Molecular function (GO): hydroxypyruvate reductase [NAD(P)H] activity; NAD binding; glyoxylate reductase (NADPH) activity
Source: RefSeq, a predicted model, not a curated record